AGUUAUUGAUAUUUUCUCUUCUCCUAGAUGUACAAGCUUCUUGUAAUGACUGUAUUACUAUCGACGGCCUAUACCUAUGCAAGCCCAACUAAUCUUACAUCUGCCGAAAUUGAUGCAAUCACAUCAGGUAUAUUUGAUGAACCAAAAGGAAGCGGAUCUGGUACCAGCUCCACGCCAUUUGUGAAAAGAACCCCGAGACCAACACCUCCAACGACUACAAAGGCCCCAGAAGAACACAAGGCGUGCACGAUCCAAGGCAAUCCGGGGACCUGCGAACAUUACUACAAAUGCAAUUAUCCCGCCGAAGUCUACGAGGCACAGAUAGACAUACAUGUACCUGAUGAUGAGUGUGAGUCAUACUUAGAUGUUUGCUGCGAGCCCGCCAAUUUGUUACCAGAUCCCGUCACAGCGGCGCCUGUCAAAAAGGAACUGGAAACAAAGUGCGGCAUGUACAACAAAGACGGUGUCGGAUUCCGAAUAACUUUGAAUAGUAACCAGGAAGAAGCGCAGUUUGGCGAGUUUCCUUGGAUGGUGGCUAUAAUCAAGAUAGAGCCAGUAGACGAGAAGAUUCCAGAAGGUCAAAAGAAAGAGACAUACAUAGAAGCUGGCUCUCUCAUUCAUCCUCAAGUUGUACUGACUGGGGCAAACUUCGUCGCGACUGAUCAGAAACUGAUCGUCAGGGCUGGUGAAUGGGAUACGCAGACCACUAAAGAAAUAUACCCUCACCAGGAUCGGGACGUGGAGAAGGUGGAAAUUCAUAAAGAUUAUAACAAAAAGUCUCUAUUCUACAACAUCGCCGUGCUAUUUCUGUCAGCACCAAUGGAGUUAGUCCCAAAUGUCGGUGUAGCAUGUCUGCCACCAAGCAACCUUCGUGCUGAAGCCGGCACCAGGUGCUUGUCUGCAGGGUGGGGCAAGGACAAGUAUGGGAAGGAGGGGACCUACCAGGUCAUAUUAAAGAAAGUUCAAGUCCCAGUAGUUGACCAUGACACGUGCCAGACACAGCUACGUAAGACCAGACUGGGUCGUAGGUUCAUUCUUCAUUCCUCAUUCAUGUGCGCCGGCGGUGAAGAACGUAGCACCUGCUCCCAAGACGCAGGAGCGCCUUUAGUUUGUCCAAUACAGCACGAAGAAGGUCGUUACAUGCAGUUUGGCAUCAUGGCGUGGUCCAUUACCUGUUCGUCAGACAUUGCCCCUAGUGCCUACGUGGACGUCGCGAAUCUCCGUGACUGGAUUGACGACAAGGUCGUCGGUCGUGGGUUCGAUCCCAGCGUUUACACCUAUUGAUACAGAAAAAUUAGGUUAUAAUUUAUUACUAA
This is a messenger RNA of Achroia grisella, 1316 nucleotides long. Its product is annotated as phenoloxidase-activating factor 2-like. Lineage: Eukaryota; Metazoa; Arthropoda; Insecta; Lepidoptera; Pyralidae. The record is from RefSeq and is a predicted model, not a curated record. Gene Ontology annotation, molecular function: serine-type endopeptidase activity. Gene Ontology annotation, biological process: proteolysis. The transcript is spliced from 8 exons. Bases 28 to 1284 code for a protein of 418 amino acids.